Trichoderma asperellum CBS 433.97 is the source of this 669-nucleotide messenger RNA. Lineage: Eukaryota; Fungi; Ascomycota; Sordariomycetes; Hypocreales; Hypocreaceae. The record is from RefSeq and is a predicted model, not a curated record.
GUUUUAUUGCAUUAGCAUGUACUAGGUAGUAGGUGGGCUCCAUGCUGCAGUAUGCUCCAUGUUCUGCGCUGGGCAGUUUGCUGCGCUGUCUGUCGAGCCAUGCACGUGCAUUGUACUCUUUGGCGCCAAGUGCGGCAUAAAGGUACAUAUACAUGCCUUGAGCUACAGGUAUCAAUGCCAUACACGUAUUGGAAUCUGCAUCACCCAUGCCGUUUGGAAGCAGACGAGCACCAGAAAGGGACGCUCGUCACAUUUCCAAGCAACCAGACUCUUUUCUUCUUCUACGGGCAACCAAGGAGCGGUGAAGACGAUAUCACUUUUGACCACUUUCCGAUGCGAGAGUGGAGGGGGAACACCAUUAGUCUAAAGAUGGGCUCUCUUCUUUAUCUAGGGCCGAUUGCGAAUUGCGAGAGCGCAAAGAUGGGUGGGAAAUUAGCCAAGGAAAAAAAAAAAAAAAAAAAAAAAAAACACCCGACACAUGCGUUACGACUCGUGCGUUUUCGCUCUCUCCCCUCUUGCAUCGUUGCAUGAUAUUACGGGCUGCUGCAAGUUUAGCAGUGGGUUUUGCGCUAGGCUACACCACCUGAUUCUGCUGCCGCGUUGGACGCAUCCGGUGCUGAUUGAUUGAAGCCAGCACCGCAGCAGAGAUGCCAUGUAAAGGCACAUACG